GUUGGAACCCAGCAGUGAUGAUGGCACCAUCCAUCCUUCCUGGAGCCGUAGCUCUUCUCGUCGCGCUGUUCUAUCCAGCAGCGGCCAAUCACCCAGCCCUACGGCCGUGGCCGUCGUGCGACCUGCUGUACAACUGGUACUGGUGUCGGGGCCACCAGGAUGGCGGCAUCGUCUGCCAGCUGAACGUGAAGCGCGGCUCCGUCGAGCCGUUGGCACCAAUCUGGACGCGCUCCAUUGAGACGGGCAACCAGGGCCACAACACAGGACAUGAUGACUUCGGUUUCAUAUACAAUUAUAUCAACUACGCAGGACAAAUAAAAUUAUCCCUGAGAUAUUGCUCCAAAUCGGACAGAACAUCGUCAGAACCACUUGAAUGGCAUCAUAAAGAUCCGCCGCCUUGCCGAAAGAACUGGUAUCACUGCGAUAUAGUGGAUGACAGACUCUCGUGCGAGCUGAGACUGUGUCCCUGGUCACACGAGCCGCUAGUGCCAGCGAGUGGGAAGGCCACUGAUUGGUAUGGCUGUACGAAGACUGGGAACCAGAUCGAUUGCUACCUUAGCAGUCUUGGUGAGCGGAAGAGCCAUCCUCACAGCUGGAAGCACAUACCAUACCCUGAGUUUCACCACGAGUUCUUGCCUAAACACGAGUACCACGGUAUGGAACACUAGUCCCCUGACCCAGUGCUGGAACCGAGUCACGAUCCCCCGGCCGCCACCACCGGUCUGGAGCCGUUGUAAGAGCGACGACGUUUCUUCUUCCCGCAUUUCGAAGCCGAUGUCCCGCCGACAGAGAAACCGUCGCACCUCUAGCAACCAAAUAUACUGUAACGUUCGCCUUUUAGACGUCAAUCGCAACACAUGAAAUAAAUGUAACGAUCAUAACGUCACA
Molecule: messenger RNA, 888 nt
Organism: Schistocerca gregaria
Lineage: Eukaryota; Metazoa; Arthropoda; Insecta; Orthoptera; Acrididae
Exons: 6
Coding region: 18-668 (216 amino acids)
Source: RefSeq, a predicted model, not a curated record